UCAUGUUGACCGCACGUCAUGCACGUUCAUAGCAGCGGAUGCGCGCCAGGAAAUAGUGCCGUCAGCUCCUAGCGAAGCAGAUAUCAAUGAGAUUAUACGACCAGAUGCGUGGUACUGAGGACGGUCGUCUGAUGGUUUCGCUAUCAGUGUCGCUGGGAGUGAUGAUAGAAGGAAGAGGUGAGGUGCCACGGCCCCGCAAACCUCAGGCUGGGCGUUUCGGGCAGGCACGGACUAGCGUCGAUCAUUGUUCCGACCGAAACGAACAUCGAACACCUUCCAAACUUCCUCACCCCAUCGUGACAACCAUCGCCCUUGCAUUCGCUUGUUUCACGAGAAUAUGGCUUGUAUACGGUGUUGCACGGCGCCACAGUGGAUCGGAGGCUGAAGUUCCCGACGCGUACACCGUCGCAGAAGAUGAAGUAGACACAAUGACAGGUAGUAGAUUGCGAAACAGCGGAAGCUUUUCGAACGAAUACGUGAGAUGUGGAAAGGUAUUUAGAUGCGAAAGGUUCUCUCGCGGUUCGCCUUUCAAAGCUCUUGCUCUAUACAAACCAUCAGAAAACACUAUACGAGCCGGUCUCACCUAAUACACUCUUUACGAACCGACACGAACGCAUCCGACGACCUCGCACCAGCAACGCU
Alternaria alternata is the source of this 642-nucleotide messenger RNA. RefSeq lists its product as hypothetical. The transcript has a single exon. The record is from RefSeq and is a predicted model, not a curated record. Bases 87 to 587 code for a protein of 166 amino acids. Lineage: Eukaryota; Fungi; Ascomycota; Dothideomycetes; Pleosporales; Pleosporaceae.